UCGCUGUACACGGACCGCAAGUUCGAGGGCGGCCGCGGCCGCUGGCAGGAGGCGAUUGAGCAGUCUGCGACGCUGUACAUCGGCAACCUCUCCUUCUACACGACGGAGGAGCAGCUGUACGAGUUCUUUGGGAAGACGGGCGAGGUGCGGCGGGUGGUGAUGGGGCUGGAUCGCUUCUCGAAGACGCCGUGCGGCUUCUGCUUUGUCGAGUACUACCGCCGCCAGGACACGGAGGACGCCGUCCGCUUCCUCAACGGCAUGAAGCUCGACGAGCGGGUGGUCCGCGUCGACUGGGACGGCGGCUUCGUGGAGGGGAGGCAGUACGGCCGCGGCAGGUCGGGCGGGCAGGUGCGCGACGAGUACCGCGCCGAUUUUGACGCGGGCCGCGGAGGCUGGGGCAAGGCGGACGCGCAGGAG
Molecule: messenger RNA, 417 nt
Organism: Emiliania huxleyi CCMP1516
Lineage: Eukaryota; Haptophyta; Isochrysidales; Noelaerhabdaceae
Exons: 1
Biological process (GO): mRNA cis splicing, via spliceosome
Cellular component (GO): nuclear cap binding complex
Molecular function (GO): RNA cap binding
Source: RefSeq, a predicted model, not a curated record